This is a messenger RNA of Knipowitschia caucasica, 3729 nucleotides long. The record is from the annotation of a GenBank genome assembly. Lineage: Eukaryota; Metazoa; Chordata; Actinopteri; Gobiiformes; Gobiidae.
AUGCCCCUGAUGCCCCUGAUGUCUCUGAUAUCUCUGAUGUCUCUGAUGUCUCUGAUGCCCCUGAUGUCUCUGAUGUCUCUGAUGUCUCUGAUAUCUCUGAUGUCCCUUAUGUCUCUGAUGUCCCUGAUGUCUCUAAUGUCCCUUGUCCCUCCUCUGCAGGGCCAUGUCUUCUCCCUGGGCUCCACUCUGUCCGCGGCCCUUAGCUUUGUGGUGGAGCCAGAGCAGGAGGCUGAUCUGGGGCAGGAGCUCACGUCUGUCCUGGAGCAGAUGCAGCAGGAGCGGCCCGAGGACAGACCCUCUCUCAAGGGUUCAGACGGCUCGGUCCUCGGGGUUCAGACGGCUCGGUCCUCGGGGUUCAGAAGGCUAGGUCCUCAGGGUUCAGACGGCUCGGUCCUCGGGGCUCAGAAGGCUCGGUCCUCAGGGUUCAGACGGCUCGGUCCUCAGGGUUCAGACGGCUCGGUCCUCAGGGCUCAGAAGGCUCGGUCCUCAGGGUUCAGACGGCUCGGUCCUCAGGGUUCAGACGGCUCGGUCCUCAGGGUUCAGACGGCUCGGUCCUCAGGGUUCAGAAGGCUCGGUCCUCAGGGCUCAGAAGGCUCGGUCCUCAGGGCUCAGAAGGCUCGGUCCUCAGGGUUCAGACUCGGUCCUCAGGGUUCAGAAGGCUCGGUCCUCAGGGUUCAGAAGGCUCGGUCCUCGGGGUUCAGACUCGGUCCUCAGGGUUCAGAAAGCUCGGUCCUCAGGGUUCAGAAGGCUCGGUCCUCGGGGUUCAGAAGGCUCGGUCCUCGGGGUUCAGAAGGCUCGGUCCUCAGGGUUCAGACUCGGUUCUCGGGGUUCAGAAGGCUCAAGCGGUACAGCACCUAUCAGCGGUACAGUACCUAUCAGCGGUACAGUAUCUAUCAGCGGUACAGUACACAUCAGCGGUACAGCACCUAUCAGCGGUACAGUAUCUAUCAGCGGUACAGUACCUAUCAGCGGCACAGUACCUAUCAGCGGUACAGUACCUAUCAGCGGCACAGUACCUAUCAGCGGUACAGUACCUAUCAGCGGCACAGUACCUAUCAGCGGUACAGUACCUAUCAACGGUACAGUAUUUAUCAGCGGUACAGUAUCUAUCAGCGGUACAGUACCUAUCAGCGGUACAGUACCUAUCAGCGGCACAGUACCUAUCAGCGGUACAGUAUCUAUCAGCGGUACAGUACCUAUCAGCGGCACAGUACCUAUCAGCGGUACAGUACCUAUCAACGGUACAGUAUUUAUCAGCGGUACAGUAUCUAUCAGUGGUACAGUAACUAUCAGCGGUACAGUACCUAUCAUGAAGCAAAGGGAAACGCUGAUGCAGGCUCCAGUCACCUGCGACCUCAGCACCAGAAGAUGAAUGAACGUGAGGACGUCCUGUGUCUGGGCCAGUCUCACCUCUCCCACACCACAUCCACAGCUGUGUGCCGGAGGCUCUCGUCCGUGGGCAGAAGGGUUCUCUCCAUCGAGUCCUUCCAAGAUGGGGCAGACGGCUCAUGGGAGGCGCGGUGGCAGCGUCCCAAACCCGGAUGUCCGCUGAGAAGACUGAGCCUGGAGGAAGACGCUAAGAACCUGUGUGCCGAUACUCCCGUUCAGAGCUACGGCUGGUCCAGGCACCAGGUGUGCACAGCCUGGGACUCCUCGCUCUGGGCCGAGGACAUGGACAGCGGCAUCGGACACAGCAUGAACUUCCGAGACGAGUUGGACUUCCGCUCUUUCGACAGCUCCCCGGUGAUGAGACGAGCCCAGGGCAGAUCCCACCGCAUCAGGGGCGCUCUGAACCGAUCCUGCUCCGUCCCGGACUCCAACAACCCGCCCUCGCUCUCCCCCACCUCCUGCGGCGACAUCAGCAUCCCCGUCUCGGACCUCAGCGAGAUCGGAGCGGACGAGGACCAGCCCACGUCCGCCUGGAGGCUGGAGAGGCUGAACCGGGGCGGCUCCUGUGAAUGCUACGCCGUCAGCUCCAUCGAGGACUACGUCAACUCCACCGUGGGAGCCUACCAUUCUGGGGGGAGCCUGAACGAGCCGCUGCACAUCGAUGAGGAGAUCAGAGAGGACGGGAACGAGGAGAGCGUCCCGUCACCGUGCGAUUCUUGUCAGGAUUUAGAUCUGGAGCAGGACUCUUGUGGGACGGCUCUGAAUAACGGACUUUGCGCAAAAAACCACAUGACCAAAAGUCUGCUGUGCCUCAACCAACAAUCUCAGGAUGAGUGGAUCUGUCUGCGGGAGCUGCUGAGGCGCUGUGGGCGGAGGCUGAGUGUGAACGAGCUCUGGUCCCUGUGCUACACCUGUCUGUCCUCUCUGCAGAGCUACAUCGACUUCCCAGCAUAUCUCUCUCUGGACACGGUGUACGUGGGCUGCGAGGGGGAGGUUCUCUUCUUAAAGCCAAAAAACAUCGGCUACUGUGAGGAGUUUUAUCUCGCUCCUGAAUUUCAAGAACAUGGAAUAGUCACUGAAAAGGUGUGUGUCUAUGGAGUCGCUGCUAUUCUAUGGGCAACGGCCAAGUUCAAUUUAUCGGCCAAUCAGAAGCUGGCGAUGCCUCGGAAGCUGAAGAGGCUUCUGCUGGAGAUGGCCAAGAGGACGCCCAUCGACAGACCCACGAUUGUCACGGCUAAAAAGAGUUGUCGAGAUUAUUUGUCCCGUCAAGGCACCAGCGCCGAGGCCGUGUGGGACCGACUCAUCUCCAGGUUCCACAAACCAGUAUCUUGUUUCGAAGAGGAUUCCAAAACAAUUGUUGCUCCACAUUUGUCCAGUGAAGACUCAUCCCAACUCAAUGGUGGCUUUGUGCCCACGGCCUCUGAGAGCCGCCUGGCUCCUGUGCCUGGCCCUGUUCCCCACAGUUACCCAGACAGAGAACUACAGCUCCCAGAAGCCUUCACUUCCACCGCCACACACUUCACCCCCAUCAUUCUGACCAACCAGGACGCGGCGCAGAAGAGUCCCAGUGUUGGAGACGAACUCGAGGGGUACAUGGAAGGAUUCAUAGACAGCAGCGAGAACAUUGAGGAGAUCGGCCUGGACCCCAUUUCCACUUCCAGCUCUGGGGAAAGUCAGCCUCCUCUGAACCAAGCCGCUAAAGAAGUCACAAACAUCGCUUCAGCUUCAACCAGCCCAGCUCCUGUCGAGACCACAGCCCCAUCUGAAGUCUCCAACAUCCAACUCUCUCUACCUUCCUCUCUGAACUCAAACCUCAACAACUGCGGCGUAUUCAACAAUUACCUCUUUCGACAAGAUCCCAAAACCGGACAGCUGUUUCUGGUCCCGGUCCAGGUGCGAGCCCCCAAUUCGGUUCAAGGUCUGGACAUAAACUUAUCCCUCGUGCCGUCGUCUUUGAAAGGAUUACUAUUGAAUCCGGAGAUCGCUCAAGUCCAGGAAAACGAGCUAGCCGCUUUGGAUAACGAUUGCAGCUUUGUAAUGGAUUAUAAAGAUGAAAAUAGAGGCUUUAAAACCAGAGAGACGUCGGGGUCGACGCGCGCAGAGGUGCACCCGGCUCUGCAGGAGGUGAUCCACCUGCUCAAGGGAGAGUUCACGCUCAGCACUGGUUUGGACAACGGACACGAGGACAUCGCGAUGGGGGAGUACAUCUUCUCUCUGAAGCAGCUGGAGUUCAGGGAGUUUGCGGAUGUGGUGAAGCAGAGGUUCCGGGACCUGUACUGGGACCAGGAUCUGCUCGGGGUCCUGCACUGUCUGGUCAACUACAGCUCUGCCGCUCCGUGA